Cicer arietinum (chickpea) is the source of this 1859-nucleotide messenger RNA. RefSeq names its product serine/threonine-protein kinase SRK2A-like. Lineage: Eukaryota; Viridiplantae; Streptophyta; Magnoliopsida; Fabales; Fabaceae. The record is from RefSeq and is a predicted model, not a curated record. Gene Ontology annotation, molecular function: protein serine/threonine kinase activity; ATP binding. Gene Ontology annotation, biological process: protein phosphorylation.
UAAAAUAAAAAAACAAAAAAGUAGAAGAAGAUAGCUUAAGAAAAGGAGAAUGAGAUUGAUUAAGGAAUGAAGAGAAAGGUGUCCUUCCUUGAGCAACGGCGCUGUUAGAGAUCCAAUGCCAUUUUUCACCAUAAAACAACCCAACCCAACAACAACAAUUUAACCGAUCAAUGAAUGAAUGAAUAAUUGGAUUCAACAAUCAACACUACUCCAUGCCUUUUUUUUUAAUUCUUUCUCUCACACACUCCCACGUGCUCUCUCCUUCUUCUCCUCAUUCACAAUCCAAAUCUAUUCCUAAAUAAAUACUAUUAUUUCUUUUCAAAAUUUAAAUAUAUAUUUCUCUUUCUCUUUCUCUCUCUCCCCAAUAUUAUUACUUAUAUAUAUAUAUAUGUGGAGAAAGAAAGAACCAAUUUUUCAGUGAAAGAUACCUCUUUUACAAUACCCUUUUGAUCAGAGUGCAGAAUAGUGUCGAGAUUCUACAGCCACUUGCAUGCCCAUUUUCGGUUUCACUUUCUUCAACCUUUUUUUUCAUCCAUAACCGUUAACUGUUACUGUCCUUGUUUCAGUGGAAGAUUUUAUUAUGGAUAAAUAUGAGGUUGUUAAGGAUUUGGGCUCUGGGAAUUUUGGAGUCGCUAGACUCUUGAGGAACAAGGAGACUAAGGAACUCGUUGCCAUGAAAUACAUCGAGCGUGGCCACAAGAUUGAUGAGAAUGUGGCAAGAGAGAUUAUCAACCACAGGUCCCUUCGUCACCCGAAUAUAAUUCGCUUCAAGGAGGUGGUUUUGACCCCAACUCAUUUAGCAAUAGUUAUGGAGUAUGCAGCUGGAGGGGAACUCUUUGAGAGGAUAUGUAAUGCUGGCCGGUUCAGCGAAGAUGAGGCUAGAUAUUUCUUUCAGCAGCUGAUAUCCGGUGUCCAUUACUGUCAUGCCAUGCAAAUAUGCCACAGAGAUUUGAAGCUGGAAAAUACACUUUUAGAUGGAAGUCCUGCACCUCGCUUGAAAAUUUGUGACUUCGGUUAUUCCAAGUCCUCUUUGCUUCAUUCCCGACCGAAAUCAACUGUUGGAACUCCAGCUUAUAUAGCACCAGAGGUUCUUAAUAGGAGGGAGUAUGAUGGCAAGUUGGCUGAUGUGUGGUCAUGUGGAGUGACUCUUUAUGUCAUGCUGGUUGGAGCAUAUCCCUUUGAGGAUCAAGAUGAUCCUAGAAAUUUUAGGAAAACAAUUCAGCGCAUUAUGGCUGUUCAAUACAAAAUCCCUGAUUAUGUUCAUAUAUCUCAAGAUUGCAAACACCUCCUAUCUCGUAUAUUUGUUGCUAAUCCCUUAAGGAGAAUUUCUCUCAAGGAAAUCAAGAACCACCCGUGGUUUUUAAAGAAUCUUCCACGGGAGCUAAUUGAAUCGGCUCAAGCCGCCUAUUACCAAAGAGGCAACCCAAGCUUUUCUAUUCAAAGUGUGGAUGAGAUAAUGAAAAUUGUGGGAGAAGCAAGAGAACCUCCUCCGAUAUCUAGGCCCGUCAAAGGUUUUGGCUGGGAAGGCGAAGAAGAAGAAGAAGAAGUGGAAGAAGAGGUGGAGGAAGAGGAGGAGGAUGAAGAAGAUGAGUAUGACAAGAGGGUCAAAGAGGUUCAUGCAAGUGGAGAAUUUCAUAUCAGUUAAGCAAUGUGUAAUUCUUGUGGUACUUCGUUAUAAAGUAUUAGUAUUAUUUUUUUAUGCUACAAGUUACCUAUUUAUGUGUACUAUAAUUUAUAACUAGUAUAAACCAGUGAGUAAGUUUGACUUAUGACAUUGUUCAUGUAAUUUACUAUCAGUAUCAAGAUCAUGGAAUCCGUGUUUGAGGAGAACAAUAGUUGUAUGAUAACAUUUUCAAUUA